UCGGUCUUCACUAAUCUCCAGGCAAGCUACUCACACUCCUCGAUCGAUCAAUCCUAGCUAGUUCGCUUAAGUACUUGUCCGUCCUAGUGGUCCUCCUGGACACAUCAAUCGAAAACCCUUAAAACAUCUUUAUACCUACACUUUCAUGGCUUCCAUGAGCUACUCGGCCGUCAGAAACUCCAGUUUUCCGGCCACAGUGUCGGUUCCGGAUAAGUCCCGCGGUGGUGUAAACGAUGGGUUUUCGUUCAGGACUGGCAAGUACGUUUCGAGGAAUUGCACUGCUCGGGGCUUGACAGUCACGAACGUCGCAACUCCGGUGACAGUGCCACUGCCGGCAGCUGCUCCGUCAUGGGAAAAAGAAAAAAGUUCCAGCUCCUGGAAUCACGUUGCAUGGACAAGUGUUAGGCAGGAGAGAUGGGAAGGAGAGCUGAUCGUAGAAGGAGAUAUACCAUUAUGGCUGAAUGGAACGUACCUACGAAAUGGUCCUGGCCUAUGGCGCAUCGGGGACUACGACUUCCGCCACCUCUUUGAUGGCUACGCCACCCUGGUCAAGCUUCACUUUGAGAACGGCCGCUUGAUUGCCGGCCACCGACAAGUCGAAUCGGAAGCCUACAUGGCUGCAAAGAAGAACAAAAAAAUAUGUUACCGUGAAUUCUCAGAAGUCCCUAAGCCUGAUAAUUUCCUAUCAUAUGUUGGUGAGCUUGCAAACUUAUUCUCCGGUGCAUCAUUGACCGAUAAUGCUAAUACAGGCGUCGUCAAACUCGGCGAUGGCCGAGUAGUUUGCCUGACGGAGACACAGAAAGGCUCCAUAGUGAUCGAUCCGGACACAUUGGACACGUUAGGGAGGUUUGAGUACACUGACACAUUAGGUGGUUUAAUACACUCGGCACACCCCAUUGUGACAGAUAAAGAGUUUUUAACUUUGUUACCGGAUUUGGUGCAUCCGGGGUACUUGGUGGCGAGGAUGGAGCCGGGUUCCAAUGAGCGGAAGGUUAUAGGAAGGGUGAACUGCCGGCAUGGCCCGGCACCUGGGUGGGUCCACUCUUUCCCGGUGACUGAGCACUAUGUUGUUGUGCCUGAGAUGCCACUGAGGUAUUGUGCCCAAAAUUUGCUCAAGGCUGAGCCCACACCCUUGUACAAGUUUGAAUGGCACCCCGAUUCCAAAGCGUUUGUUCAUAUCAUGUGUAAAGCUAGCGGCAAAGUAGUGGCCAGCGUGGAGGUGCCAUUAUUUGUUACUUUCCACUUCAUUAAUGCCUACGAAGAGGUGGACGAAGAUGGGAGAGUGACAGCCAUUAUUGCCGAUUGUUGUGAACACAACGCUGACACAACAAUUCUGGAGAAGCUCAGGCUGAAAAAUCUCCGAUCAUUCAACGGGGAAGAUGUACUACCAGAUGCUAGGGUUGGACGGUUCACUAUACCUUUGAACGGGAAUCCAAAUGGGAAGUUAGAGGCAGCGGUGGAGGCAGAUGAACACGGGAGAGGCAUUGAUAUGUGCAGCAUCAACCCUAACUAUCUUGGUCUAAAAUACAGAUUUGCUUAUGCUUGCGGGGCCCAACGCCCCUGCAAUUUCCCCAACACUCUUAUCAAGAUUGAUUUAGUCGAAAAGAAGGCGAAGAACUGGUACGAGGAGGGUGCUGUGCCCUCAGAGCCAUUCUUCGUGCCUCGGCCAGGGGCUACAGAGGAAGACGACGGAGUUGUAAUCUCCAUGAUUAGUGAGAAAAGUGGAGGUGGAUAUGCAUUGUUGCUUGAUGGAUCCUCCUUCGAAGAGAUUGCCAGAGCAAGGUUCCCAUAUGGUCUUCCAUACGGGUUGCAUGGAUGCUGGGUUCCCAAAAAAUAA
Molecule: messenger RNA, 1837 nt
Organism: Juglans regia (Persian walnut)
Lineage: Eukaryota; Viridiplantae; Streptophyta; Magnoliopsida; Fagales; Juglandaceae
Product: carotenoid cleavage dioxygenase 8 homolog B, chloroplastic-like
Exons: 6
Coding region: 146-1837 (563 amino acids)
Biological process (GO): carotene catabolic process
Cellular component (GO): chloroplast
Molecular function (GO): carotenoid dioxygenase activity
Source: RefSeq, a predicted model, not a curated record